Messenger RNA from Cucurbita maxima (winter squash), 2263 nucleotides. RefSeq names its product transmembrane 9 superfamily member 2. The coding region runs from base 77 to 1846 and encodes 589 amino acids. NCBI's taxonomy places the organism in Eukaryota, Viridiplantae, Streptophyta, Magnoliopsida, Cucurbitales, Cucurbitaceae. The record is from RefSeq and is a predicted model, not a curated record. Gene Ontology annotation, biological process: protein localization to membrane. Gene Ontology annotation, cellular component: membrane. The transcript has 7 exons.
CCUAUCUAUUUAUCCCAAUUUGUUUAUUCUCUUGCGCCUUCUCUUCCCCCUCUCCCAUUUCCCUCCGUAUCGGAGCAUGAAGAUUUCUCUGCUCUUCACCCUUUUCUGGAUCGCCAUCUCUCCCACCCUGGUGGCCUCUGAUGCCUCCGAUCACCGCUACAGCGAAGGCGACUCUGUUCCUCUUUACGCCAACAAGGUCGGCCCAUUUCACAAUCCCAGUGAAACCUACCGGUACUUUGAUCUGCCCUUCUGCUCACCAGGUGAUGUAAAAGAGAAAAAGGAAGCUCUUGGUGAGGUGUUGAACGGAGACCGUCUUGUUAGUGCUCCCUACAAGCUUGAUUAUAAAAGAGAGAAAGAUAUAGAAGUUGCUUGUAAAAGCAAGUUAACAAAGGACCAAGUUGCUCAAUUUCGAGCUGCAGUGAAGAAAGAUUAUUACUUUCAGAUGUAUUAUGAUGACUUGCCCAUCUGGGGUUUCAUUGGAAAGGUUGAUAGGGAAGGCAGGGAUGAUCCAAGUGAAUAUAAAUAUUUCCUAUUCAAGCACAUCCAAUUUGAUAUUUCCUACAAUAGAGACCGUGUGAUCGAAAUUAGCGCUCGAAUGGAUCCUCAUUCUGUAGUGGAUCUGACCGAGGACAAGGACGUUGAUGUAGAGUUCAUGUAUACUGUGAAGUGGAGGGAAACAGAUACUCCCUUCGAGAAGAGGAUGGAUAAGUACUCGCAAUCCUCUUCGUUACCACAUCACUUGGAAAUUCACUGGUUUUCGAUUAUUAAUUCAUGUGUAACAGUUCUUCUUUUGACCGGUUUUCUUGCCACUAUUUUGAUGCGUGUCUUGAAGAAUGACUUUAUGAAGUAUGCACAAGACGAGGAGGCAGCUGAUGAUCAAGAAGAAACUGGUUGGAAAUACAUCCACGGCGACAUCUUUCGAUUCCCAAAACACAAAUCGUUAUUUGCUGCAGCCCUUGGCUCUGGCACGCAGUUGUUUACCCUCACAGUUUUUAUCUUUAUGUUGGCACUAGUUGGAGUGUUUUAUCCAUACAACCGAGGAGCUUUGUUCACGGCCCUGGUGGUCAUAUACGCUCUCACAUCGGGGAUUGCAGGAUAUACAUCAGCCUCAUUCUAUUGCCAACUUGAAGGAUCAAACUGGGUGAGGAAUCUAUUGCUUACGGGCUGCCUCUUCUGUGGACCUCUGUUCUUCACAUUCUGCUUUCUUAACACUGUGGCUAUUGUUUACAAGGCUACCGCUGCACUUCCCUUUGGCACAAUUGUGGUGAUAGUCCUCAUAUGGACAUUGGUAACAUCACCAUUGCUUGUUUUGGGUGGUAUAGCAGGAAAAAAUAGCAGGAUCGAAUUUCAGGCUCCAUGUCGCACCACGAAGUAUCCUCGAGAGAUUCCACAGCUACCUUGGUAUAGGAGCACUGUUCCUCAGAUGGCAAUGGCAGGGUUUCUCCCCUUCAGUGCUAUAUACAUUGAGCUUUACUACAUAUUUGCUAGUGUCUGGGGUCACAAGAUAUACACAAUUUACAGUAUUCUGUUUAUUGUCUUCAUCAUCCUUCUGAUAGUUACUGCUUUCAUUACUGUGGCUUUGACCUACUUUCAACUGACCGCUGAAGAUCAUGAAUGGUGGUGGAGAUCUUUCCUUUGUGGUGGCUCAACUGGUCUGUUCAUCUAUGGUUACUGCCUGUACUAUUAUUAUGCGCGCUCAGACAUGUCAGGUUUCAUGCAAACUUCAUUCUUUUUCGGGUACAUGGCUUGCAUCUGCUAUGGAUUCUUUCUGAUGCUCGGAACGGUAGGCUUCCGUGCAGCCCUGUUCUUUGUUCGUCACAUCUACCGGUCGAUCAAAUGCGAGUAGCAGACAGACAGAUUUGGUCUCCUUUUCUUUCAUUUUUUUUGCUGGGGAGGGAGGAAGAGAACACGUUGGUUCACUUUCAUCCCUGUGUUUCUUAGUUAAAGUCUCUCUUCUUAUGUUGGGUAGGAGUUAGGUACAGGUUACUGAAUGUUACCUCCAUUCCAUUCCAUUCCAUUCCAUUCCAUUCUGGGUUCUUUUUCAGAUUCCAAAACUUCGACAGAUUUUGGUUGCUACUGAAUCCUAAUCAAUCUUUGUUCUGUUUUUUUUUUCCAUUUUCUGGACGGAAGGAUAUCAGUUCUGCUGAUAUCCAUAUUAUUUAUUCAUGUAGAGAAGCACCAUAUGUGCUGAAUAUACAAACCUAUUUGUUAUUCUUUAUUGUAAUAAAACAAGUGCCACAGCCCCACGGGCCCCAUGGUUGCA